AUGGUGGUGGCUUUCAAGGUAUUCAUUCUCCUUGGUUUAGCAGUAUGUGCGUUGGCACAAACAAUUCCAGGACACGGUUCCCUACAACGUCAACUAAUUUCCAAAAGGUCUAGAGACGACAUUACGGAUGAGAUUUUCCUUAACCUACCAGCCACUGAGAUUGACUUUAUAAACUACCAUCUCAAGAAUUUAACUGAUGCUACUGGUUCCAAGUGUGAUAAAUGUAAGAGCAGGAUUAAAUAUGCAAAGUCAUUGGUUGAUGAAUACCCAGAGCAAGAGCAUUUAGUUACAUUGCUUUUGUUUAAGGAUUGCACUAAUAAUGCUUAUUAUCCUGAUUCAUGUUAUUAUGAGGAGUUCUUCGUGACAACACACUCGCAAAACUUUGAGGCGUUUAAUGAUGAUUACGAUUCGGGUAUUACUUCUGGUACAAGUGUCAAUUUCUUUGAUAAUGACUUCCUUCACGUCAUUAAACAUUUUAAUGUCUCCAGCGAUUUGGAUUUAGAAUAUUAUUGUUAUUUCAAGGGUAAAAAGGCGUGUGAUUUACCUGAAACGCCAGAUGUGCAAGAGCUUUUUGAUAUUGAAAGUUGGUGGCCCGAAAAGAAACCAGAGUAUAAUAAUCAACCACAGUAUAAGAAUAAUAGCGAGAGGUUUAAUGUUGUUCAUGUGACCGAUUUCCAUAUUCAGCCGAGGUAUGAAUUGGGUUCGGAAUCCAAUUGUACUGAAUAUCCAUGUUGCUUACCAGAGUCCUAUAACAAGCAGCUUCCCGGUAAGGAUUACAACUUCACUCAAUACUACAAAAACCUCGACCCCUUUAUUGACACCUUUGAUUUCUCGUUUUAUCCUGAUGCUCAUUACGAUGAAAACGAUCAGUACAUCAAAGGGGACUACUAUGAUUUCCCAAAGUAUCGUGGCUAUAAUUGGCAAAAUGCGCCAGCAACUAGCUUUGGAGCCUACCUUGCAGACUCUCCUGAAUUGUUAAUGAACAACUCUUUGGUUGAAAUUGCAAAGCUUCACAACGAAAAGAAUUUCGAAUUUGUUUUAUUCACUGGUGAUUUGGUUGACCACGACGGUGUCCAUGCAACUCCGAAUGUUACCAAGAACUCAAAAGUAACUGCAUUCAAUUUGAUCAAACAUUUCUUGAACAACAUUACUAUCAUGCCUUCAUUGGGUAAUCACGAUUCUUUUCCAUAUGCACAAGUGGCACCAUUGCAAUUCGAUCGUAACAAUUCAUACCAAUACAAUAUCGAUGACAUGGUUAAUUUGUGGGUCAAUAAUGAAUGGUUUGACGAAAAAGAUGCCAACGAUUUGAAACAUCAUUACACUGGAUUCUCAUAUGUUACCAAUAGAGGGUUGAAGAUCAUCGCAUUGAAUUCAAACACUUAUUACGCCGAUAAUUUAUGGGCUUAUAUAGACCAGACAACCAGUCCUGACUUGUUUGGAAACUGGAAAUUUCUCAUUGAUGAGUUAGUAGAAUCGGAACAAAAGGGACAAAGGGUUUGGAUUAUGGCACACAUUCCACCAAACAAUUAUGAUGUUUUGCCAAUUCAAUCAAGAAUCUUUGGCCGAAUCAUUGAACGGUUUUCUCCUUAUACUGUUGCCAACUUGUUUUACGGACACACUCAUAGAGAUCAGUUUUCAAUUUUGUACACAAGCAACGUCACUGCUGCUGAUGCGGUUGCUGAAGAUGUCAUCAAUAUGGCAUGGGUUGCACAAUCAGUGACACCAUACACUAACUUCAAUCCUUCAUGGAAGUGGUAUGAAGUGGAACACGAGAGUUUUAACGUCAUUAAUGCGUACAACUACUACACUCAAUUGAAUUUGACGUUCACCAAUGGUGGCGAAGAGCCACAAUGGGAAGUUGAGUAUAGUGCUAGGGAUUAUUAUGACCCCGAACACACUUGGCCAGAAGAUGCUCCAUUGAAUGGGACGUUUUGGCAUACCUACGUUGCUACGCCACUAUGGAACACUAGCGAUGUUGCUUUCAACCAAAAGUUUAUGGAUCUCAAGUACAGAUUAAGUCCAUUGACUCCAAAUUGCUCUACUCCCAAAGAAGGUAGGUUGAGCAGUGUUUGUUUCAAUGACAACAAUUGCUUUAUCAACUUCUAUUCUGAUAAUAAUAUCAAGUGUCAAAGUUAG
Lodderomyces parapsilosis is the source of this 2136-nucleotide messenger RNA. RefSeq lists its product as uncharacterized. The transcript has a single exon. The coding region runs from base 1 to 2136 and encodes 711 amino acids. Gene Ontology annotation, molecular function: hydrolase activity. Lineage: Eukaryota; Fungi; Ascomycota; Pichiomycetes; Serinales; Debaryomycetaceae. The record is from RefSeq and is a predicted model, not a curated record.